This is a messenger RNA of Cyclocybe aegerita, 825 nucleotides long. The record is from the annotation of a GenBank genome assembly. NCBI's taxonomy places the organism in Eukaryota, Fungi, Basidiomycota, Agaricomycetes, Agaricales, Hemipholiotaceae.
AUGCCCCGGCUUCCGUCCCACUUCCGCAAAUCCAAGCGAACACCCCAGAAAUCAUCGCCCCUCUACAAGAAACGUACACCGUCGCGUCCCGCGGUAUCUUUUGCGCGCUCACCCCUAGCACAUGCUUCACGUCCGGCACAGCGCGUGCCCGGUGAUGAACGUUAUCAGCAUCCUAAGUCUAGGGAUGAUCCUCACUCUGAAGGCGACGACGAAGUUGAAGACGAUGGCUGGGCCUCUGGAACGGACUCCGACAUCUCUGGCUUCCAUUGGGAGGAGGAAGACACCCUCUUCUCUGACCUCAUGGAAGAGCCCUCGGAAGAAUCUGAGGAGCACAACAUUGACCUUCUGACUGAGUCUCUCCACUCUGCCUUCGCGGCCCAGGACAAGGAGCUGAAAAAAGAAAUCGCCAAGACGCUGGUCUCUACUCAUAACCAUGUUAAAGCCAUCUUUAGUGUUCUCGACCAGAAAGUGGACGCAUCUUACGCUCGAGGUAGCAUCGCGUACAAUACCGCCUGGAAAAAGACGGAAGAGGCCAUAUAUGCGCAAAGCAUGGACUUCAGAGAAGCUCUGAAAUCAACACAGGCUCAAAUCAACACCCUGUACGAAGAACUUCGGGCAGACUACGAGGCCCGCGAUGCGCUGUGGAUCCAGCUGAAGAAAAAUCUAGACGAAAUCGUGUCUCCGGUUCUAGAAAGCACGAAGGACACGCCUGCGAAGGUUGAACGUACCAUCGCAAAACUGGAAAAACAUUCCAAGACGCUCGAGAACGACAAAUCGGGCACGAACUUCAUGAAAGGCGUGGAGGAACUGCUAAAGCGAUCUUGA